Molecule: messenger RNA, 10373 nt
Organism: Podarcis lilfordi (Lilford's wall lizard)
Lineage: Eukaryota; Metazoa; Chordata; Lepidosauria; Squamata; Lacertidae
Source: the annotation of a GenBank genome assembly
AUGCCCAGCUUCUCGUGUUUGCUGCUCUUCUUGCAGGGUGCAUGUAAGUCACAUCCCCUCACCCAGAGGACCCUUGCCAGUUGGGGGCGCUCCUGGGGGCCAGGGCAAUGGAGGAGGAGGGAGGGAGAGGCGGCUUCGCAAAGACCAGCAGGAGCCGGGAAGCGGGCGGCCAGGUGGCCUGGUCCUAUAAGGACGAGGAAAGGUUUCCUGUCUGAAACCCUGGAGAACCUCUGCCAGUCAGUGUAGAGAGUACUGGCCUAGGUGGACCGAUGGUCUGAUUCAGUAUAAGGCACUUCCUGUGUUCUUAAGCAACUUCUUUUUCCUUCAACGGCAGGGUGGGGAGGGGCGCAAGACUCCCCUCUUGGCCUUACUGUUGAGGUCCAAAGCAGACCAGAGCAAUAUAUUUGGUACCAGCUUGGCUCAGGAGUUGUCGGAAGUAGGCGUACAAGGCACCAGCCAACUGUCUAAGGGACUCCACUCCAGAUUUGUGUAGGCUUUGCUCCUUAGCCUUUGCUGAAGAUGUCCCACAACGGAGUUGAGGUUUAGGGUCAGAGUUUUUUCCUUCUUGUAGAUGGGCCACCUUCCCAGACUGACGAGCCCCAUCUGCCCCUCACUUCCCGCUAUAGCUGGAACUUGUCUUCACACGCAGGGGAAAUCUCUUAACUCACUGAGGGUUUGAGACACGUUAGCUAUCCUCACCUCAUUUAGCUGGCCGGUCGAAGCCUUUCCUGGGGUGUGGCCGCUAUCGCCUGCUGACAGCUUCUUGGCUCUUUUUAUGUGAAUUGCCCUGAGACCUCUGGGUAUAGGCCGGAAUAAUAAUAGUAAUAAUAAUAAUAAUAGCCACAGGUGAGAGCUGAGUGACGACUGAGGACCAAAGUUGGACAAGCCACCCCAGAAAGAGCUUGACGUGUCCCACACCAGAGGUACUCCCCCUCCUCUAGCGCCCACAGUGGAUGGUUACUUUUUUUGAGCAGUCAAAGGCGCAUCCCACAUUCAGAUUUAUAGUAGUCCUCAGACUCCUCUAACCAGCCUGGUUUUGUUUUGUUUUUUAACCAAAGGGCUUCAGGAAUCCCAUUUUUGCAUAACUACGGUCUGCAGGAAUCUUAAAAGUUAAAAGUGGUUUAUGAUGGCUUUAGCCUGUGAUGGAGGUCCAGUCUAAUUACAGUCUAACAGUAUUUCUUGUCCUUUUCAGGGGCAGCCGUGAUAAUCCAAGUCCCUUCAUCCCCAGUCCAGGCAGGGCCACGCUCUAAUGCAUACCUGCCUUGCCAUUACACUUUUGACCCUCCCAAGACCAUAAAUGCUUCUGCCCUGAUUGUGAGAUGGUCGCUGAGAGGAAGAACCAUUGUAAAGUUGCAUGGCAGUAUUUCAACCUAUAGACCGAGGGGAGCAGUGCUUAAUUGGGGCACAGUGCGAGAGGGCAAUGCCAGUGUCUUCAUCACAGAUGUAAGAGGCGAUGAUGUCGGGGUGUAUACGUGUUGUGUUAGCCAUACUCCUGACGUUGCUAAAGGGAAUGUGACAUUGAAAUUAGAAGGUAAGGGAUGAAAGGCGGUGGGCAGAAAACCUUUUUUAAAGCACUAAACAUAUUUCGCAUGAAAGUCCUUGAUGUAAAAUACAGUGGUACCUCGGUUUACAGUCGCUUCAGGUUACAGACUCCGCUAAGGCAGAAAUAGUAUCUCGGGUUAAGAACUUUGCUUCAGGAUAAGAACAGAAAUUGUGCAGAAGCAGCGGGAGGCCCCAUUAGUGGUGCUUCAGGUUAAGAUCAGUUUCAGGUUAAGAACAGACCUCCAGAAUGAAUUAAGUUCUUAACCAAAGGUACCACUGUACCAUUUUAAAGCACAUCCUAUGAAGCGCUUCAUGUUAACUCUGGGCCAAACAAACCUGACAGGGCCCUAUUUUAAUGAUGCUGCUGCUGCUGAUAAUUUAUACCCUGCCCAUCUGGCUGGGUUUCCCCAGCCACUCUGGGUGGCUUCCAACAGAAUAAUAAUAAUAAUAAUAAUAAUAAUAAUAAUGUGAUAAAACAUCAAACAUUGAAAACUUCCCUUAAUAGGGCUGCCUUCAGAUGUCUUCUAAAAGUCAGAUUGUUGUUUAUUUAUACAUUUAAAGCACACUUAACUCGUGCGGCUUCCGGUGAAGAAUCCUGGGAACUGCAGCUUGAUGCUCACAGAUCUACAGUUCCCAGCACCCUUUAAGCUGCCCAAGGAGAUGCUCUCCUAACUCUCCUCUCUCCCUCCAGCUCCCCCACGCCUAACACUCGGCCCCACAGAAGUGCCGCUGGGAAAACCAAUCAAUUUGACGUGUGCAGCAUCCGACUUUUACCCUGACCGUGUCUCUGUGAAGUGGCUGCGAGGCAGUGAGACUCUGAAAGUUGACUCGCCCCCUGCCAAGCUUGAGGCCAAUUACCACUUCUAUGCAGAGAGUGUCCUGAACUUCAUACCACAAAUCUCCGAUGCUGGUGUCACCUUCUCAUGCCAGAUCCAACACCGAGCAGCGAAAGACCCAAUCCGUCAAGAUAUUGAGCUGAAGGUGGUAGGUAAGUGGGAGCCUUUCCUGUGCAACCCUGGAGUCCUCCCCACCUCCCCCAUGCCCAUGCUAAGCACAGUUCCCCCUUUUAGUGAGACCCAGUUCUGACUCGCACUCUCUACCCUGUUCUGCCUCUGCAUAUUUUUCUCCUCAAAACUCUAUAGCUUUUUGCUCAAACCAGGUUGUGUCUCCUCCAUGAUAUAGAAACACUCAAGAAUUUCUUUGCUGAAGUGGAUGAAGCCCCACCCAGUCGAGUUUGCUUCCAUACUAGUGUCCUUCAGCAUUGCCAAAGCACAUCUAGGCCAUACAUUUAAAGCACAUUUAACAGAUACUUGGCCCCACAAAGGUGCAGCUGGCCAAACCAAGCACCAUGAUAAAAAUAGACUUGAAAUUGCAUAGUUUUGCCCCUGGCAACAAGUUUUCUCCCAGCAACAGGUUUUCCCCAGCAACAGGUUGCCUUAGCAACAGACUUCUUUAUUAGACAGGCUAUGAAUGAGAGCAGGCUGGCUGUCGCUCUGCCCAGAUGCCUGAGGAGCACAGAGAAGGAAUGAUUCACUGUACUUAGUUUUACUUUAUUUUCCUCAGGGCAGCAGUUGUAUAAGUUGUCAUGUUAAUUCUUCAAUAAAUACUUUAAGCAGAACUGGAAUGGGUGAGGUGUUUAUUCCCACAUGGGAAUUCAAUAACAGAUGAGCUGAACUGAGAAAGAAGAUUCAGGAAGAAUUUCUGGGCGACUCCGCUGAAUGAAAACGGAACCCCAAACGACUGGCAUAGUGCACUGAUGUGCCAUACAUUUAAAGCACAUUUAACGGAUAUUACUUUGUCUGAAGAGUCCUGGGAACUGUAGUUUGGUGCUCACAGAGCUACAGUUCCCAGCACCCUUUAACAAAACAGAGUUAAGCUGCCAAUGGAGAUGCUCUCCUAACUCUCCUCUCUGCCUCCAGCUUUCCCACGCCUAACACUCGGCCAUACAGACGUAGAGCUCGGUGAACCAAGCAACUUCUUGUGCGCGGCAUCUAACUUUUACCCUGGCAAUGUCUCUGUAAAGUGGCUGCGAGGCAGUGAGACUCUGAAAGUUGACUUGCCCCCUGUCCAGGAAGGGCCCGAUGGUCUCUUCUAUGCAGAGAGUGUCCUGGAGUUCACCGCACAAAUCUCUGAUGCUGGCGUUACCUUCUCAUGCCACAUCCAUCACCAAGCGAGAAAAGACCCAAUCAGUCAAGAUUUUGAGCUGAAGGUGCAAGGUAAGUGGGAGCCUUUCCUGUGCAACCUGGACUCCUGAAAUGCCCAUGCUAAGCACAGUUCCUUAGUGAGAACCAUUUCUGACUCGCACUCUCUACCCUGUUCUGCGUCUGCUUUGUUAUGUACUGAAGUUCUUACCCUGGGCCAGCAGGGGGAUACUGUAGAUAGUUAUGCAAAUGAAGGAUCGAAAAGUGACGUUCAGUGAUUGGAUAGUUUGUAUGCAAAUGAAGGAUCGAAAAGUGACGUUCAGUGAUUGGAUAGUUUUAGAAAAUGGCAACAGUUACAUUGUUCUGGAGCUCUAUAUAAGCAGGCUGACUGAGCUCCUCAGCUUUGUUCUGUUCCAUCUUACAAAUAAAGAGCUGCUUUGGAAGAAUCGCUGUGUCGUCUGAUAUGUUCGCCCACAACUUAACACUGGCGACGAGGAUGGGAUCGAUGGACAUCAGAGCACAGCCAGAUGCGGCCAUCCUCUGAACUGAGCUGAAUCACUGAGCUGAAUCACUGAGCGAAAUCACUGGACCUUUGCGCCAGCCUCUGAAUCAUGGGACUCCUACCUCGCUCGGUUCGACUGCUACCUCCAAGCCAACGAGCUGACAGCAGUAUCAAAGGAACAGAAGCGGGGCCCAUUCUUCAGCCUCUGUUGGCCUGAGGUUUUUGAGACAGCCCGAGCAUUGGUUGCACCUGAAGCAGUCCAGGCAACACCAUGGGACACGAUCCAAGAGAAGCUCCACAACCACUACGCGCCAAAGCUGUCCAAGAUUGCUGUCCGCCAUGCGUUCUACCACCGGAACCAGGCAGAGGGGGAGUCAAUCAACAACUACACCACUGCCCUGCGACAGGCUGCAAUGCACUGCGAGUUCCGAAACUUAGACGAUGCCCGGAUGGAUUGAAUCGUCUGCGGGGUCCAGGACAUCCAUGUGCAACGGCGUCUCCUCGCCAAGCCAGACCUCACGCUGCAGAAAGCCAUUGAGGCUGUGGCCUCAGAAGCUGCCCAGGAGAUCCGCAAGUCCAGCAGCCCGUGUCUUGCUAGGAAGCCAGUUCCAGUGCAUCACGAAGAUGCCAGCAGUGAUGAGGCAUCCUCCAGUGAAGACGAUGACGUGCACCAGACAAAGCGGGAGCACAGGAAGUUCCAACAGAAGUCCAAGGGCCAACCGGAAUGUGCCAGCUGCGGAGGCAACCAUUCCCGUGCCAAGUGUCGAUUCAGAGAUGCCAUCUGUCAGACGUGUUCCAGAAGGGGCCACAUCGCUAAGGUCUGCCGAUCGGCUCCGUCUGACACCCCCCCUUCACCGACUCACAAGUCCAAGUCUUCACUCCAGUCUGUCAAGGAAAGCUGUUUCGCUCUCACCAACUGCCGCUGCCCGUCUGGAACCACGCUUGGCCAAACCAACUCGCCUACGCGACGCAAGCUGAACGUCACGGUGCUCAUUGAAGGAGCUCCAUGUGACAUGGAGAUCGACACCGGGUCUGCCCUGUCCAUUGUGUCUUGGAGCACCAUCAAAAGACUGGUACCCAGAGUGUCCAAAAGGCAACUCGACUCUCACCGCGUACACCUGACUACCAGGGAAACAACAUUCCCAUGGUAGGCGUUGGCCGGUUCCGGAUCGCCUUCAAGGAUUUUUCGGGCCUGCUCCGACUGGUGGUGGUCGAAGGUCAGCGGCCAAGCCUCCUAGGGCUAGACUGGUUUGAUGCCCUCGGCCUGGAAGUCACCGGCAUCAACUGCAUCUCUAACGCAGAGACUGAGGGUCUGGUCAAAGACUUUGCCGAGGUUUUUGACGGCACUUUGGGGCAAUAUACAGGUACGCCCAUCUCCUUUAGCCUUGAUCCACAAGUCGCCCUCAUCAAGCUAAAGCCACGCCGGGUUCCCUUUGCUCUCAAGGCUAAGGUGGACGAACAACUGGACAAGCUGAUCGCCCAAGGAGUUUUGGAGCCGGUUGACCACGCCAAGUGGGAAACCCCCAUCGUCACGCCUGUCAAGCCAGAUGGGCCGGUGAGAAUCUGCGCUGACUACAAGUGCACAAUCAACAAGGCACUUCAGCAGCACGCUUAUCUGGUUCCUGUUGUCCAACACCUGCUGCAUUCCCUGGGUGAGGGUAAGGUCUUCGCUAAGCUGGACCUUGCCCAAGCCUAUCAACAACUGCCCGUCGAUGAUGCCACUGCUGAAGCCCAGACGAUCGUCACCCACCGAGGGGCAUUCCGUUGCCGCCGGUUGCAAUUCGGGGUGAGUGUGGCUCCUGGCAUCUUCCAAAGCCUUAUGGAGCGUCUCCUGCAAGGGCUUCCGGGUGUGGUACCAUAUUUUGAUGACGUCUUGGUGUCCGCAGACUCACACCAGCAGCUGUUCGAGCGCCUCCGUGCCGUGCUGACCAGGUUCCAAGAGGCCGGGCUCAAGGUAAAGAGGGAGAAGUGCCAGAUCGCUGUUCCACAGGUGGAGUUCCUGGGCUAUCUUAUCAUCGCCUCCGGCCUUCACCCGACCACAUCCAAGAUCCACGCUAUCCAGCAGGCCCCCAUCCCAAAGAACAAGACGGAGUUGCAGGCGUUCCUGGGGCUGCUGAACUUUUAUAACAUGUUCCUGCCCCACAAAGCCAUGGUGGCUGAGCCUCUUCACCGACUCCUCAGCACAAAGAUGCCUUGGUCCUGGGGUCAUCGGGAGACGGCGGCCUUCAACGCGGUCAAGGCUCUCCUUUCAUCGGACAGUGUGCUGGUACAGUACAGUGAAGCCAGGCCGCUGGUCCUUGCCUGCGAUGCCUCACCUUUUGGCAUCGGCGCUGUCCUUAGUCACCGUUUUCCAGACGGAAGAGAAGCACCGCUCGCCUACUUUUCCAGGACGCUAUCUCUGACUGAACAGAAUUACAGCCAGAUCGACAAGGAGGCACUGGCAUAUGUGGCUGGAGUGAAGAGGUUCCAUGAAUACCUCUAUGGCAGGACUUUUGACCUCAUCACUGACCACAAGCCGCUCCUGGGCCUCCUCGCUGGUGAUCGUCCAACUCCACCGGUCCUCUUGCCGCACAUGCUGCGAUGGACUGUUUUCCUGGCUGCCUACCACUACCAGCUCGUCCAUCACCCGGGGAAAUCGAUGGGCCAUGCCGACGCCCUCAGCCGUUGCCCUCUUCCAGCGUUUGUGGAAGACCCGGCUCCAGCUUCAUUGCUCCUCCUGAUUGAGGAUCUUCUGGCAGCGCCUGUAUCGGCUGCCACUGUGGCCUCCGCAUCUGCCCAGGAUCGCACCAUCAGCCGUGUGCUCAACUGGGUGUGGAGGGGGUGGCCACAAGGGCCUUUUGCAUUGGAGUUCCAACCGUUCGCAACCAGACAACAUGAACUCUCGGCUCAUCGCGGCUGUCUGCUGUGGGGAGACCGCGUUGUGAUUCCCCAAAUACUCCGUCAACGCGUCCUGGAGGCACAGCAUGUUGGCCACCCGGGAAUCAUCAAAAUGAAGGCGUUGGCUCGGUGUUAUGUCUGGUGGCCUAACAUGGAUGAUGCCAUCACUGCCUGGGUGUCCGCCUGUCAAGCGUGCCAAGAAUUGAGGCCUGCACCACCGGCAGCUAAGGGGCACACCUGGGAGACGCCCAAGACACCCUGGUCGAGGGUGCACAUUGAUCUGGCCGGCCUCUUUCACGGCCGGACCUUUAUGGUAGUGGUGGGUGCCUAUUCCAAAUGGCUGGAGGUGGCCCUGAUGCCCUCCACCACUACUGAGGCCGUCAUCCGGGUGCUGCGAGGCCUCUUUGUGACGCAUGGGUGUCCUGAUGUCCUUGUCUCCAACAACGGACCGCAGUUCACGUCAGGCACUUUUGAGCAGUACCUUUUGGGACUGGGCAUCCACCAUGCCCUAACGGCACCAUUUCAUCCAUCCAGCAACGGGCAAGUGGGGAGAAUGGUGCGCUCGGCAAAAGAGGCACUGGCGCGCCUGGACCGGGGAGACUGGCAUGAGCGGGUUGCCGAAUACUUGUUCGUGCAACACAUCACCCCUCAUGUGGCCACAGGGCGGAGUCCUGCUGAACUGCUUAUGGGCCGCCGCCUCAGGUCACCGCUCGACCGGCUGCACCCGGACUUUGCCGUGGCCGAACCCCCAGGCUGUGCCAACGCGCCACGGUCAUUUGUUCCAGGAAACCAGGUCUUUGCCCGGAACUAUGUGGGGGACAUUCCUUGGGUGCCAGCCACAGUAGUGGGAGUCACUGGACCUCGCUCGUACCAGGUGGCACUUGAAGACGGACGCUUGUGGCGCCGGCACAUAGACCAGCUUAGGCGCAGGGUUGGGGACUUGGACACUACCGUGGUGCCCCCAACUGCGCUUGUGGCUCCAGAAGAGACACUUACAGAUGGCGAGGCUCCACCUACACCUCUCUCGCAAACUGCCACCGUGGAGCCGAACCAAGCCACUUCAGAGGGUCUGCCAGACUUACCACAGGCUCAGACCACUCCACUUGCGGAGGCUCCACCCACAGCAGCGGAUCCAGGGGAUUUGGUUUCAACGCCACCUAGGGUCGCACCACAGCCUCAGCAAGAACUGUGUGGCCCCCCGGACUUGGCUACCAGUCCCCGGCGGUCUGGCAGAGUUUCCAAGCGCCCAACUUAUUUAAAGGACUAUGUUGUUGGACAUGUAUCACUGUUGGUCUAAGUAUGUGAAAUGUAACCAAUAUGCUUUUGUGCCUAAUUGAACCAUUACGUGUAGUGCUGUAUAUAAGGAAACCAUUACGAUUGUAACUAAUGCCUUAUCUCGGUGGGGAGGGGUGUUAUGUACUCAAGUUCUCACCCUGGGCCAGCAGGGGGAUACUGUAGAUAGUUAUGCAAAUGAAGUAUCGAAAAGUGACGUUCAAUGAUUGGAUAGUUUGUAUGCAAACAUUUCUGACUCGCACUCUCUACCCUGUUCUGUGUCUUGUUAUUUUCCUCCUCAUAACUCUGUAUCCCUUUGCUAGCUGCUGAGGUGGGUGAAGGCCCACCCAGUUGAAUUUGCUUCCACACUAGGGCCCCUCACGAUUGCUAAGGCACCGCCUUCUUGCAAAUCAGCUGGAAGUUGCAUUAAAAUGGUGGCAUCACACGCUACUUAACAUGGCGCUAUAUUUAGCAAAAAGGCAUUACGUUCCCCAUGUUCGGAGAUGGGAAGCCUGUGACCUUCCAGAUGUGGAUGGGCUCCAGCUCCCGUCAGACCUAGCCAGGAAAGCCAGUGGUCAGAAUGAUGGGAGUUGUAGUCAAAGGACAUUGGAGAGCCACACUUUCCCCGUCCUUGCCUCACAGGACCUGUAGUGAGGUCCGUCUGGCGCCUCCAUUGACCUCUUACCCCCCCCAGGCUGUGAUGGACUAGAAUGGCAUUUUUCACACCUGCCCUUUAAAGGAACAUAGGUCUGACUAAAAUAUGCAAUUAAAGGGCUGCAUGUCAGUAAUCAUUAAAAAGCACAAAAGAUGAGAGGAUGGCAAUUCCAGACUAAGCACUUGGCAUGGGAGCAACACAGCAUUCUGCCUCCAAAGACCACCAGUCGGAAGCCUCUAGUGGUCACAAACAGGGCACAAUAAAUUCCUUCUUCGCCCCAUUCUUCUCUUGAGGUCAAGCCACAUGUCAGGAUAUUAUUGGAUAUCUUGCUGCCUUUUUCCCUUAAGUCAAAACUGCUGUGGAGUGCAACUCUUAAUUCGACUGCGGGGAAAUGAUGGCACCGGAGGGGAGAAUUAACCUUUUCCCCAAGUGCCUUCUUAAGGCAAACUGUAGCUCUGCAAUAGUGACUUUUGUUGGUCUCAGGAUAUAGUUGGACUCGGACCCUUUGUCCAUCUAGCGCAGUAUUGUCCUGGCAGCAGCUGUAUGCAAGGUAGAUGUUCUGGUGCUGAGCUGCUCUUGUGUAAUGCAUUUCAUACAACUGUGGCCUUUAGAGACUGUUAGGUGGGUUGCCUUUAUAAUCUGCAGUGUCUCCCUCUAUUGGCCAUCACCAGACUUGCAGGACCUCAACAUCUCUUUCCUCUCCUUACAGCUCGCCCAGAACUUCAUAUGCUCACCAGGCCAUCAGGGAAGACGUUCUUGGUAGCUGAGUGCCUAGCGUGUGGGUUUUACCCACAAAACAUUACAGUGCAGUGGCUGCAAAAUGGGGAGCCGAUCCAAGGGAAAAUAUACGAGUCGGAACUUGUACAGAAUCCUAAUGGGACGUUCUCAACCGGAAGCGUCUUCUUCCCAAAGCAGGACCAUUUUGCAGCCAAUUUUACCUGCCAGGUACAACAUGAAGCACUGGAGGCACCACUGGAGGAGACGAUCCCCUGGGAGCCAGAAGGUGAGGGUGAUAGAAUUACCCACCCCUCAUCCCCAGAAUGUAGUACCAAAUCACACUGGCCAAAACUAAAACCUGCAUCUCCAACUGACUCUCCUCCAGCUCUAGGAUACUUUGGAUCACCGAUGACUUGGCUACUAGGAUCUGCGGGACAUGUUGUGGGAAUUGGCACGGGAGUUGGAGCGACGUUGAUGUACCAAAGACGCAGAGGUGAGUUGGGGCUGUUGGGAAGAAAGGGCAGCUGUGGCAGAAAGGGCAGCAGAGUCCGUGGGGAGGCAAGGCUGCAGUGCUGGGGCACGAGACUGCAGAUUGCGGUUUGGAGACGCCUGAUAAUUGCGCGCGCUCUCUCUCUCUCUCUCUCUCUCUCUCUUAUCAGCCCUGUAA